CCGCCAAGUCCCGGCCCCUGUCGCCGCGCGGGCAGCUUCGGGGGCCCCGGCCUGACCCGCCACAGUGCUGGGCACCUUGGAAAUGGGGCGCCGCAUGGACGCCCCAGCCAGCGCCGCGGCCGUGCGCGCCUUCCUGGAGCGCGGCCACACGGAGCUGGACACGGCCUUCAUGUACAGCGACGGCCAGUCCGAGAGCAUCCUGGGCGGCCUGGGCCUCGGGCUGGGCGGCGGCGACUGCAGAGGUAACUUGUCCCUCCCGUGCACUUUGCGGCGCCCAGCCGGCCCCAGCCGUGUCCCAGCCGCGCGCCCCUCCCGGGCGCCGACCUCCCGGCAACUCCGUGAACGUCUAGCUCCAGACAGCCGGACAUCCUUUGUCCUGACCUCCUUCCUUUCCUCUUUUCCCUUCCAAGAAGAUCGUCCAGGACCCUCCCUACAGCAAUGUCCCACACAGGUCCAGUCUGGGACGCCUUGGUUAGCUCUUCUAGGGGGCACUGAAAGGGUUGGAUCUGGUGCUGUGCAGUGCCUGCCCCCUUUCCCGUCCCCCCGCGGGUGCCCUGUGCGGGCCCCAUCUGCCAGAACCCUGCCCCUACUGUUCUGGCAUUCCCUGGCACAGCCCCGGAUCAGACUUUGGGACGGGUGGGAGAUCUGCAUCCUCCUUGCUCUGGGCCCUAGACUUUGCUCUGUGGAGCUCGGGGUGCCACGUUCAGUCGGCAGUGCCUCCCACUUCACGAGACUGGCAGUGCCUGGCAGUGCCUGGCAGCUGCGGUUACUCAGUGGGCAGAGCAGGCAGGAUGGGAGAGGGGAGGUGGUAGCGUUUCUAACUGCCCUCUGUGCUAGCCUCUGA
Panthera uncia (snow leopard) is the source of this 844-nucleotide messenger RNA. RefSeq lists its product as uncharacterized. The record is from RefSeq and is a predicted model, not a curated record. Bases 83 to 844 code for a protein of 253 amino acids. NCBI's taxonomy places the organism in Eukaryota, Metazoa, Chordata, Mammalia, Carnivora, Felidae. The transcript has a single exon.